Messenger RNA from Sebastes umbrosus (honeycomb rockfish), 1832 nucleotides. Its product is annotated as GTPase IMAP family member 7-like. Gene Ontology annotation, molecular function: GTP binding. NCBI's taxonomy places the organism in Eukaryota, Metazoa, Chordata, Actinopteri, Perciformes, Sebastidae. The coding region runs from base 248 to 1237 and encodes 329 amino acids. The transcript has 2 exons. The record is from RefSeq and is a predicted model, not a curated record.
AAACAUUUCCUCCCUGUCUGAGGCUUGUUCAAAAUAGUGUUACAAGGAAACAUAUUUCACCGAUCCCUGCAUCCCGUCACCGGCUUACAAUUGCCUUUAGAAUUGAUUUUAAAAAUGUUUUGAUGGCUGGUUAUGGAAAUUGAAAGUACAGUCAAACCACAGCAAGAGAAGACAGGUGGAAAAACACCCAACAAGGACAUCCAGCAGUCCGGGUGACUACAUAGAGUGAUUUUUCUUUUUUUGCAACAUGGACGUGCUGACUUCAAGGAGGAUCGUAUUACUGGGAAAAACUGGAGUUGGGAAAAGCAGCCUGGCCAACACAAUAUUGGGAGAGGAUGCGUUCAAGAUAAACCAUUCUCCCAUCUCUGAAACAAGUCUCUCUCAAGCAGAAACCAAAUCUAUCAACGGGAAAAGCAUCACAUUGAUUGACACUCACAGUUUUUUUGACACAUGCGGGUCUGAAACGCUGCUCAGGGCUGAGAUAGUGAGAUGUAUCACAGAGUGCGCUCCUGGGCCUCACGCUUUUCUCAUUGUGCUCAAAGUGGAGAAAUUCACAGAGCAAGAGAAAGCUGUAAUCACUAAAAUAUGCCAGUAUUUCUCAGAGGAAGCUUUAAAAUAUGCCGCAGUUGUCUUCACACAUGGUGACCAGCUCUCUGAAAGGAUGACAAUCGAGGAGUUUGUCAGUCAGAAUAUAGAUCUGAGUGAUCUGGUGAAGAAGUGCGGCGGCCGGUGCCACGUUGUUGAUAAUAAAUACUGGAAAAAUGGCAAAGAGGACGACUACAGAAGUAACCGGUUUCAGGUGGCAGAGCUCCUCAACACACUGGACAAGAUGAUUGAGGAAAACAAAGGAAGCUGCUACACCAAUGAGAUGCUACAAGAGGUGAAAAUAGAAAUACAGAGAGAGGAAGAACUCAUCAGGCAGUCGUCAGGAAACAUGUCACAGGAAGAGAUUAGAAACAAAGCUAAAAUUAGUGUUUUUAACAGGUUAUUGAUCAGAUUAGCAAGUACUGCAACAGGAGCAUUGUUGGGAGCUUUGCUUGGUGUGGUAGGGAUGGUUGCAGAUAUUGUUAAAAAUCUUCAGAAUCUUUCAGAUUUUUCAACACUAGCAAGCGGAAUGGUUGCAUCGGCCGCACUAAAGGGAGUAGCAAAGGGCGUUCAGAUAGGAUAUGAUGCAGCUGAAGGAGCAGAAACUACAGGGCAAGCCAUAGACAAGACAGUAAAUGCUAUCUUGAAGUAAUCUGGGGUUGCAGCAGAUCAUAACCACACAGAUAGUAUUGACGAUAGGAGCAGCAGCUCGAUGUUUGUUAUAUAAAAUACAUAAAGCAGGUUAAAACCAACAAUGGGCUACCAGGAUUUAACAAUCAAGCUGCAGUUACUUCCUAUUCCUGCUGUUAAUUGUGACACACGUCACACGUCACAGUAGCAAAUAAUUAGAAUACAUUUGAGAAAAUAUUGAUGACGACAUGUUAUUAAAUUUUGAAUAAAAUCCUAUGGAAAAUCGGUUGUUUUAGAGAGAGUUUGAAGACAUUCAUUAUGAAUUAGGAAAUCAUUAGACUGUUAUAAAAUGAUUUUUUUUUUUAAAGAUGAAAGUGAUAAAUAAUCUCUAAUUAUCUAUUUUACAUUUCCUACAAUGUUGCUUUUACUAUUUUACUCUUUAUUGAAGUGUUUUUUGUUUUGAAUGAUUUAACAACAGCUGCGUGUACUGUUUUUAUUCUAUACUUAUUCUAUAUAUUAUUGUUCUUUUUUUGCGCUUCUGGUUAGAUGCUAAACUACAUUUUUUUGUCUCAGUACCUGUACUCUGUGCAAUGACAAUAAAGUUGAAUCUAAUCCAA